Messenger RNA from Olea europaea var. sylvestris, 201 nucleotides. RefSeq lists its product as uncharacterized. The transcript has a single exon. The coding region runs from base 1 to 201 and encodes 66 amino acids. The record is from RefSeq and is a predicted model, not a curated record. NCBI's taxonomy places the organism in Eukaryota, Viridiplantae, Streptophyta, Magnoliopsida, Lamiales, Oleaceae.
AUGAUGUAUUGGGGUCCGGUUUUCGGGGCCGUUGUGCUGUUCGUUCUGUUGUCGCCGGGUCUGCUGAUUCAGAUUCCGGGUGGUAACUGGUACUUUGAGUUUGGAAACUUCAAGACUAGUGUGGUAUCCAUACUGGUUCAUUCUAUUAUAUAUUUUGGUUUCAUUUGCGUUUUCCUGUUGGCUAUUGGUGUUCAUAUGUAG